AUGGAAAAUAAAAUAACAGAAAUAUUAAACAAGGAAGAAAAUAAAAAAUUAUUAAUUUUAUAUAAAAAUUUUAAAGAAAGCUCGUUUGAAAAUAAAUUAAGAUUUGAAUGCGAAUUGGAAUUUGUACAAUCGUUAAGCAAUAUAGAAUAUAUAAAAUAUUUAUAUGAAAACAAAUACUUUGAUGAUAAAAAAUUCUUAAAUUAUUUAAAAUAUUUAAAUUAUUGGAGAAGUAAGCCAUAUAUCUUUUACAUUCAUUUUCCUAUUUGUUUAUAUGUUUUAGAAAUUUUAAAUGAUAACAAAGUACAUGAAUAUUUUAAGAACUCCAAUUCAUUUAACAAUUUUAUUUAUUAUUUAAAAUUACAUUGGCUAUAUUUUAGCUACCAGACUUAA
Messenger RNA from Plasmodium gallinaceum, 390 nucleotides. Its product is annotated as mediator complex subunit 31, putative. The record is from RefSeq and is a predicted model, not a curated record. Gene Ontology annotation, biological process: regulation of transcription by RNA polymerase II. The coding region runs from base 1 to 390 and encodes 129 amino acids. Gene Ontology annotation, cellular component: core mediator complex; mediator complex. The transcript has a single exon. NCBI's taxonomy places the organism in Eukaryota, Apicomplexa, Aconoidasida, Haemosporida, Plasmodiidae. Gene Ontology annotation, molecular function: transcription coregulator activity.